This is a messenger RNA of Verruconis gallopava, 3133 nucleotides long. RefSeq lists its product as uncharacterized. Gene Ontology annotation, cellular component: nucleus. The transcript is spliced from 8 exons. Gene Ontology annotation, molecular function: ATP binding; protein serine/threonine kinase activity. NCBI's taxonomy places the organism in Eukaryota, Fungi, Ascomycota, Dothideomycetes, Venturiales, Sympoventuriaceae. The record is from RefSeq and is a predicted model, not a curated record. The coding region runs from base 1 to 2847 and encodes 948 amino acids. Gene Ontology annotation, biological process: protein phosphorylation; mitotic DNA damage checkpoint signaling.
AUGUCUUCCAUCCCGGGAGGGUCCGCGUGUGCCAAAGCGCAGCGCGCAAUCCGAAAGUAUCUGCAACCAGCAACGGAACCGAUCGCAAGGCGCAUGUUUCCAAGAGAUUGCUUGUUUCGCUUUUUGUCCAGUGGGUCGCCAACAAUUGCUCGUGCUGUUCUGGAAUGCAAGUGUGAUCGGUGCAACCAUCAACAUAACCUCGCCGGACCUGGCAACUCCGUUGAUGAGUACCUAUGGCGAAUACUCGGGACGGCCAAGACGCUCCCUGAAUUCGAUUCUAGUGCGGUUACGUUGUUCUCUCUCUUUGUGGCCAUCGGAUAUCCCGCGCUCUGCGGCAGUCUUCUCGACAAGGGCUACGAUGACAAGAUCUUCCAGUUCGGUCCAAACGCGGCGCUGCCGCGCGAGACGCUUCGAAAGUUUUGGGCGAUGGACGACGCCGAGUUCGAGUUAGAUUUCUACAAUUCUCUGGAAAGGCAGCUUGCUCACUUUGCCAUACCCCAUUUUACUCGUACAAAAUUCGCAACAUAUGAUUCCAGCACGAUUUUACCAUUCAUAAACGAGAAGCCAAUUGGAAGACUCAAUGAGCGCGGUGAAAUAAUUGACGAGGGUGGUUCAGGUAAAGUCUCCUCUUUCGACAUCUAUGAAUGUUAUAACAAGUUGGGGAUUCGCGGUCCCUUUGCUCGAAAACAGCUGCUCGAUGCAGAGGCACCUCUUCGAUUUGAGCUCGAACGUGGUAAUCACCAAAUCGUAGAGCUUCUUGAAUCCCCAAACAUCGUUAAGAUGAUCACGACGUACAAACAUGGGAAUACAUUUAACAUCAUUUUUCCAUUGGCAAAAACCGAUUUAAACCACUUUCUGAGGGAGAAAACUUUUGGGAGUGAUGCUCUGCGCGAAGCGCCCUUGGAGCUUUGCCCCAUAUGGACUCAAGCACUAGGCAUCACCAAAGCUCUCGGCAGCAUCAGCAAAAUUCAGAGCAAGGGAUCGAAGCUUCCUCAUCUGCAAACUCAGUCAUCGCUCAUUGGGUUUCAUUUCGAUCUGAAGCCAGCCAACAUUCUUGUAGACCAUGAUGGAACCUGGCUCAUCACAGACUUCGGCCUCGCCCAGUUCGCUCCUGGUAACGGAUCGACAUCUCGUGUCAUCAACCAAGGCGGCACUGAUGCUUAUGCCCCACCAGAGUACCUGAACGUCAAUGGGAAGUUCUCCCGAAGGUACGAUGUAUGGUCACUGGGCUGUGUUCUGCUUGAAGUUGUUGCAUUCGCCGUCGACGGGCAGAAAGGGCUCUUAGAUCUGGAUGCUGCUCGCAGAACCAGCACCAAACACCGGACCGAUGACCGUUUCUUCACGGCCACAGCGGACGGCAAUGACUUCAUUGUGAAACCCAGCAUUGUCAAAUUUAAAGAACGACUUCUUCGUUCUGAGCGCGCAUCUCCUGAUUCCAGCAAGAACUUUCUACACAAACUUCUGGAUCUGAUCGAUAAAAUGUUAGAGCCGUCCGCUGAAAAACGAAUAGACAUAAACAAUGUCAUACCCGAGUUUUCGGGAAUAGUGUCUUCCGUUACGGCACAAAGUCCUAGAAGCCCUUCAGCCGCAUUUAACUUCAUCCCCCCUUUUAGUGGAGAUGGUGAAAGAGAUCUGACUUCACAACGCCUUAGAAAUCUUGUUUGUUCUUACUUAAGUAUGGAUGAAGCCAAGGAAGGCUCAUGGAGAAACGCUCGUCUUUACUUAUUUGGAGACCAAGAAGGAGAUCUCCGUCUUGUCGUAUGUGAUCCUACUGGCCAGCGGCCCUCAAAGGAGCUCGAAUUUCUGGACCGUGAGGUUCAAUUGAUACCAGGCUAUGCGUUUCCGGAUACGAAAUCUUCUUCUUCGUCAGAGCAGGUCAUUAGGUUCCAGAGAAUAGAUACCGGCAAAAUCCUUAACAAUGGUACUUUUUGGUUUUCAAACCGUAGAGAUUAUGAACAAUUCCAGUCCGAUCUCUGCAAUCAAGAAGUAGUUUGGAGCUACCAGCUAAAGAACGUCAUAUUGCGUAGACAUACAGAUGUUAUCGCAAAGGCGAAAGAGAAAGCUCUUAGUUUGCUGGGUAAAAAGAAGGCUGGCGAUGACAUCGAUUCUAACGGGCUUGGUCCGGCGACGCUACAGCUCAUGGUUGAAAGUGCGGAAGCCUUCGAGCAAUCGCGAAAGAGGACACUCUCAACCCCUGGAUCGAAAGAUCACCCAUUGAGAGGCCGUCCACAAGAAGAGCUAGUGCCUCCCUACCGUCUCGUGAUAUAUGUAGGGAAUGUUAUCAUAACGAUGAUACUAAAACCAGGCCUGCGCAACCUUAAAGACCGACCCAAGAAGCUGGACGGAAAUGUCAGCAAGUUUGUUCCCACAGACCCACACCGGGACCGCUUCAUCCAGGUAGCUAUGCUGCAACCGGCGAAAAAGGAGAAAUGUGCAUAUGCUGGUAUACCGCUCAACGUGGCAAAACUGAGAGAGCAGGAAUUACUUGAUACUUUUGACUGUACUGAAGUCGAAUUUGUGUUCUUGAACGAAACGGAAAGACUAGACUUUGAGUCGAGAUAUAUCGAGUGGAAGAUCGAAUGGCGUAAUCAGCGCAAGGCAGCGGAGGGUGCCUCAAGCAUGCCCCCUCGCUCUAAAAUAGGUCCAAAACGUAACGCUGGUAGAGGAGGCGUUGGCAACAGCCAACCCAAGCGCAUAAUGGAUAUUUCAACGGGCUUCUCAAGCUCUGCGACAUCAACGCAUUCCAAGGAGAAAGGAAAAGCAAUACUCUACACUGACGAUCACGAUAGCCUAUUUUCGGACAACCGCGGAAGAAGUUUUGACGACACGUCUCAUAACUGGAGAUAAUGGAAGCUUUAAUUAUAUGGAUUGGAACUCAAGUUCCCCCGCUUGAGCAUGGGAGGCAUGAAACCCCGUAACGUAAUGUACAUUUGGUCAAAUUUUAGAGCGAGGAUACCCGUCAUCAGCAUGGAAGGACUGUUAAAAACAACACCGGUUGGAUCCACUUUAUGUUCUUGAUUUAGCAUUGCUGUCAACUCAUAUUUUAGAUUGGCACAUUUUAAACGUAUCUAAAGUGGCGUACUUGGACUUUGGUUCUUAAGCAAUGGGCGCAGAUAUUAUUGUAUAGAUCAUG